ACUUGUGACACUAUGCACACGUUGAUUGGCUGGAACCCUUAUUCUGAAUGGUAGGUGGAAAUGUCACUCAAAUGUGGUGGGACGUCCUCUAGGAAGUAGGAAAACGGCGCGUGCUUUACAAGAAUCGAAGAGGCUAGCUUUUCGGUGGAUUUGUUUGUAGCAUUCCAGUUGAUGUACGAGAAGUAAAAAAGAAUAUGAAUGGUGUGGUUAUACCCCGGACCCCUAUAGCAGUGGAUUUUUGGCAGGUUCGGAAAUGCAGUCAAGUACGCUUAUUUUUCCUUUCUCAUAUGCACUCAGACCACACAGUUGGCCUGACUUCUACUUGGAGCAACAGGCCAAUCUAUUGCUCUCUCUUGACUGCAAAGCUGCUUCAUCAGAAGUUGCAGGUAAAAGAGAAGUGGAUCUACCCUUUAGAAGAGGGCAGGGCUCAUAUGCUACCCCUUGAUGAAGUGGGCAAAGAAACUGUUACCGUGACUUUGAUUGAUGCCAAUCACUGCCCUGGAUCUGUCAUGUUUCUUUUUGAAGGAUACUUUGGCACUAUUCUAUUUACAGGUGAUUUCCGUUAUACUCCCACAAUGCUGCAAGAGCCCCGCCUUAGCAGUUCUACUCAGAUUGAUGUGCUCUACUUGGACAAUACCAACCUCAGUUCAUCUUGUGCCAUUCCAUCCCGCCAGGAAGCUACAAAGCAGAUUAAAGAUAUAAUACGCAUGCACCCAGAACACGAUAUUAUUAUUGGACUUUACAAGCUUGGUAAGGAAUGUCUGGUUGUGGAGCUGGCGGUCGAGUUUCAGACUUGGGUGGUUGUUACUCGGGAACGCAUGGAAACUUUGCGCAUUUUGGAACUCCCUGAUGUGUUCACCACUGAACUGGGGGCUGGAAGGAUACGAGUGGUAGAACAGAAUGAGAUUACCCCACUGGCCCUAACCAGGUGGAAUAAACAACAUCCAACUGUGGCUAUUGUGCCCACCAGUCGCCCCCUAAAUAAAGCCCACGGCAGCCUUUAUGUGGUGCCUUACUCAGAUCACUCAUCUUCUGACGAAAUUAUGGAGUUUGUGUCCUAUAUGAAACCACUAUCCAUUAUUCCAAUUGUCCGGCCCCGGGAUUUCAGUUUGCCCUCAUCAUGGAAAGUAGGCGAAAUUAAGAAAAUGGAAGUUCCAGAAUCUGUUCAACUCUUUAUGAAAGAACCUCAUAAACUGAAAACCCCAGAAAAGCAAAAGCGUUUUUCUGGUAGGUCAAGGGUCCCAAAGGGUGUAGUGUUUGAUUCACCUAUUCGUAAUGCUGAACCUUCUAAACCUACAGACCUGGCUGAGUUAAACAGCUCAGAACUUGAACAAAGCCCAUGUGUUAAUAAAAGUGGACAGGCCGAGAGAGACUAUUCUUUAAGUCCAAAUCUAUGUCUGAAGCAAAAAACACUUUGGGAUAUAUGGUCAAGAAAGGAUCAUAAAACAGGAAAUUUAAUUUUGGAAAAUGAAAAGAUCAGAAGCAUUUCAGCGGGCUCAACUGAAUUACUUGCGAAAGACAAGCGUCCUGCAGAUCUUGUUGGGUUUGACUCUGAAUUACUCAACCCAAAUUCUGUAUUAACAGAAACUAAAAACCGCAGCAGUUGUGGUGAGGAUGUGAUGGACACUUUAUCUCAGCAACCACAGAUAUUAGAGAAGAGUGAAUGCAUUGGCCCAGCAAAUUUUAGCGUUUAUGCCACACAUCAACAAAACAAUAAUGACAGCAUCCAUACUAAAGUGAUUGAUCAUUCCAUUGCAAAUUCAGUGUCUUCAGGAAUGUCAGGAGUUGAGAUGGAGUGCACCCCUUUUGAAAGGACUGCGUCUACUGGCUUUCCACCAUGUCUUCAGAGUAGUUCCACAGAUUUUGGAGGGCAGGUAAUAAGUGACUGGACAUCUUGCAACACACCAAUAAACUCCAGCAGAGAUCUGGCUGCAAAAUACUGUCUUGUACCACUGGAAAAUAUAAAGCAAAAGUUGUCAUUUGAUGAAGUUGUUCAGAGGUAUCAUCAUAAAAACGAUCUGUAGUUUUACGUGCUACAAAAAUGUGUCUUAUUUGUCUGUGUGUUGGUGUAUCUCUUCAGUGUUUUUAAGACAAUGUCUGCUUUUUAUUUUUUUUUAUACUUAUUCACAAGAAUAAUGUUUACAGUCGCAAUGACUUGAGGUGGUUAAUAAAUAUGCAAGAAUAUGUGUGCCUGUCAUAUCAAAUCUAAAGUGAAUAAUGCAUCACAUAGUGUAAAACGUAACGUUUUCCUUGAACAAAAUGGUGAAUCAUGCUGGUCUCUCCAUGAGAGCUCUCCACGUAGAUUUGGAAAAUAAAUGGAUAGUUUACUAUAUGAUAUUAUGUUAAGAAGAACUUUGUGAAUUCUAACUUAAAUUUAAUUACAUUUCAGGUAAAGUUUUUACAGUAACUGUAAUCUCCUUUCUUUUUUGCUCAUAAACUUUUAUCCCUAAUAAAUAUGACAGUCUUAUGUUUUGAGAAGCAAGGCGAUACAUAUUUAUAACCAGAAGAAUCACAGAAACAAGAUAUUAGAAAACAUAAAACAAACAUUUUAAUGGCAAAUUGUCUAGCUAUUUCUUUUUAUUAAACAAUUUUAUUUAACUUGACUCCUCUGUCUGUUUGUCUCUGUCAAAUCUUGCAACUGAUUUUAAACACUAGGGUCUGUGUGUUCAGUUCCUCAGAGCAAUUUGAUUGAUCAGUUUAGCUUUGGUGACGCAACAAAAGAGCAAGUGUAAGUGUGAGACGCACA
This is a messenger RNA of Erpetoichthys calabaricus (reedfish), 2746 nucleotides long. It is a transcript of the gene dclre1b, whose product is annotated as DNA cross-link repair 1B. The record is from RefSeq and is a predicted model, not a curated record. Gene Ontology annotation, molecular function: 5'-3' DNA exonuclease activity; damaged DNA binding. Gene Ontology annotation, biological process: protection from non-homologous end joining at telomere; double-strand break repair via nonhomologous end joining; interstrand cross-link repair. Lineage: Eukaryota; Metazoa; Chordata; Cladistia; Polypteriformes; Polypteridae. The transcript has 5 exons. The coding region runs from base 195 to 2024 and encodes 609 amino acids.